This is a messenger RNA of Tetrahymena thermophila SB210, 456 nucleotides long. Its product is annotated as clathrin adaptor complex small chain. Gene Ontology annotation, cellular component: intracellular membrane-bounded organelle. The record is from RefSeq and is a predicted model, not a curated record. Lineage: Eukaryota; Ciliophora; Oligohymenophorea; Hymenostomatida; Tetrahymenidae. The transcript has 5 exons. Gene Ontology annotation, biological process: vesicle-mediated transport; protein transport.
AUGAUAAAGCUCUUCUUAAUAAUAAAUAAUUUAGGCAAAGUAAGAAUUAGCAAAUUCUACGAAAACAUCAAUGUUGACAAAUAGAACGAUAUUAUUUAAAAGCUAUUCGAAUUAGUAAAGUAUCCAGAUGGUAGAAAAAGUCAUUUCGUAAAAGAUAAAGAUGGAAUAUAUGAUAAAAAAUGCACAAUAAUUAUAAGGUAAUAUGCUUCUCUGCAUUUCAUUAUGAUCAUAGAUUAAGAUGAAAGUGAGUUAAGUGCUCUUGAUUUGAUAUAAAUUAUAGUUGAAGGCUGUGAUACUUUGUUUGAAAAUGUUUGCGAACUUGAUAUGGUUUAUUUCCCUGAUAAAAUAAAUGCAUUAAUAGAUGAAAUUAUUAUUGGAGGAUGUGUUAUUGAAACUAAAAUAUCAGAAGUAUUACAAUCUUUAAAUUAGGCAUAAGAAUAUGAAAUAAAGAGCUGA